UUGUGCCAUCUGCCUGAUUAGCUGUGCCAUCCUCCAAGGUGACAGGGGUUCUGGUGCUGUCUAUUCAGGAGGGAGUAGACCAAGAGAUCUCCAGAGAGACUUCCUUGAAAGGACUCGGCAGGUUUGAACAUGCAUUGGCGGCGGCAACUCCAGGCACUUUGCAUCCUAUGGAGGUCUCAGAUGUCCAAUCACACCAUCCGCAUUCAUACCAGGCAACUGGCAUCCCUGCAAUGGGGACACCAGGAAGUUCCUGCCAAAUUUAACUUUGCUACUGAUGUGAUAGAUCACUGGGCUGGUAUGGAGAAGGCUGGCAAGCGACCUCCUGACCCAGCCCUGUGGUGGGUGAGUGGCACUGGGGAUGAGGUAAAGUGGAACUUUGGCCAACUGAGUGAACUCAGUCAACGAACAGCCAACGUCUUCUCAGGGCCAUGUGGGCUGCAGCGUGGGGACCGUGUGACAGUGGUGCUGCCCCGAGUGCCUGAGUGGUGGCUGGUGAUCCUUGGCUGCAUGCGGGCAGGCCUUGUCUUCAUGCCCGGGACCAUCCAGAUGAAAGCCAAAGACAUUCUCUAUAGGCUGCAGGUGUCUAAGGCCAGGGCCAUUGUGGCUGGGGAUGAGGUGGCCGAGAUAGUGGACUCUGUGGCACCUGAGUGCCCUUCUCUGAAAACGAAGCUACUGGUGUCUGAGGAAAGCCGGGAUGGGUGGCUGGACUUCAAGACACUACUGUGGAAAGCAUCUACUACCCAUUGCUCUGUGGAGACUGGGAGCCAAGAAGCAGCUGCCAUCUACUUCACCAGUGGAACUAGUGGCCUUCCUAAGAUGGCGGAACACUCCCACUCAAGCCUGGGAAUAAAGGCCAAGAUGGAUGCUGGAAAAUGGACAGACCUGCAAGCCUCUGACAUAAUAUGGCCUAUAUCGGACACAGCUUGGAUAGUGAACAUUUUGGGCUCACUUCUGGAACCCUGGACAUCAGGAGCAUGCACAUUUAUCCAUCUCUUGCCAAAGUUUGAUCCAGUGAUCAUUCUAAAGGUUCUGUCCAGCUAUCCAAUUAACUACAUGGUAGGCGCACCCAUUGUUUACCGGAUGUUGCUACUACAGGACUUUUCCAGUUACAAGUUCCCACAUCUAAAGUGUUGCUUCAGUGGUGGGGAGUCCCUCCUUCCAGACACUCUGGAAAAAUGGAAGGCUCAAACAGGACUGGACAUCCUGGAAUUUUAUGGCCAGACAGAAACGGGACUUACUUGCAGAGUUUCCAAGACAAUGAAAAUCAAACCUGGCUACCUGGGAACUGCAAUUCCCCAUUAUGAUGUGCAGGUAAUAGAUGAGAAGGGCAAUGUCCUGCCACCUGGCACAGAAGGAGACAUGGGCGUCAGAGUCAAACCCAUCAGACCUAUAGGCGUCUUUUCUGGCUAUGUGGACAAUCUUGAGAAGACAGAAGCCAACAUCAGAGGGGAUUUUUGGGUCCUGGGAGACCGGGCAAUCAAGGAUCAAGAUGGAUAUUUCCAAUUCAUGGGAAGAACAGAUGAUAUCAUUAACUCCAGUGGGUACCGGAUUGGGCCCUCAGAAGUGGAGAACGCACUGAUGGAGCACCCUGCUGUGGUUGAGACAGCUGUAGUAAGCAGCCCGGAUCCCAUUCGAGGAGAGGUAGUGAAGGCAUUUGUGGUCUUGGCCCCACACUUUCUGUCCCAUGACCCAGAUGAGCUUACCAAGGAGCUGCAGCAGCAUGUGAAGUCAGUGACAGCCCCAUACAAGUAUCCAAGGAAGAUAGAGUUCGUCUUAGAUCUGCCCAAGACUGACACAGGGAAAAUUCAGCGGGCAAAGCUUCGAGACAAGGAGUGGAAAAAGUCUGAGCAGGCCGGAGUCUAGUGAUACCUGCAAGGUGCUUUACUUCGGAUCCUGCCCUUCUUCCCCUUUAAUUCCAUUUGGGUCAUCUGCCUUCCUCUGGGGAUAUAAGAUUCUUUAUGACAAAACAUGAUCUGAUUUUUGUCUUUCCUUGGUUAUUAUUUCAAAAUCUUGCCAUGUUAGAUAUUGAAAAAAGAAAAAGAAAGGAGGAAUGAGAAAGAGAGGAAAGGAGAGGAGAACAGAGGAAAAGGUGGGGAAAGAAGAAAGAGAAAUUAAAAUAGCAAUAAAAAGAAACUGAGAAAUAAGAAAAGGAGGGAGGGAUCGUAAGAUGGAGGCCAGGAGGAAAGAUGGAAAUAAUUAGAGGGAAGAAGAAAAAAAGAAAGAGAAGGAAGAAAUGAAGGAAAGAAAUAAGGUGGAAAGGUAGAAAGGGGAAAAAAGAAAAGACACAACUCAAGAAAAUAUUAAUAGUAGGAGAAAAUGAUAAAGAAAAAUGAUGAGAGACAAGAAGAAUGGGAGAAAGGGAGGAGAGAAGGAAACUUUUAGUUUUCUCCCACAAAUAGAUAGUGACAAGAAUCAUGAAGAAAACUGGAUCUUAGCUAAGAAACAAAAGGCUAUGACACCCCCAUUGCACUCCCAGGACAAAAUCUCCAUACAGAGAGGCUUGUGAGUGUGGUUGGAAAAUUAGAAUCACCCACAAGUAACUUCAAAUUUGGGAGCAAUCAUGACCAGAUGAGGGGAAACACAAUUUAUUGAGCAUUUGCCACAUGCAAAGCACUGUCCAUGCAAGCCAUUUCAUAAAUACUAUCAUGUCUUAUCUCUACAUGGCAUCUACAGAUUUCAGAUCACGGCUAUGAGAAUAGUGCAGGCACCUCAAAAAGGUGGCCCUUCUCCCAUGGCUUUUGUCUCUCUUUUUUUGUUAUCUACUCUUCUUAGAAUCAAUAAUAAAAUCAUUUUAAAGUUAAGACCCCAAAGAUUAUCUUUGGGGAAAACAAA
Molecule: messenger RNA, 2832 nt
Organism: Cervus elaphus (red deer)
Lineage: Eukaryota; Metazoa; Chordata; Mammalia; Artiodactyla; Cervidae
Gene: ACSM2B
Product: acyl-CoA synthetase medium chain family member 2B
Exons: 14
Coding region: 130-1863 (577 amino acids)
Biological process (GO): fatty acid biosynthetic process; acyl-CoA metabolic process
Cellular component (GO): mitochondrial matrix
Molecular function (GO): fatty-acyl-CoA synthase activity; fatty acid ligase activity
Source: RefSeq, a predicted model, not a curated record